This is a messenger RNA of Acanthosepion pharaonis, 603 nucleotides long. Lineage: Eukaryota; Metazoa; Mollusca; Cephalopoda; Sepiida; Sepiidae. The record is from the annotation of a GenBank genome assembly.
AUGUUUGUCGUUUUCUUUUUUGUUUCUUUCUUUCUUUCUUUCUUUCUUUUCUUUCCUUUGCUUUCUUUCCCUUCUUUUCGUUCUUUCUUUCUUAUGCAGAAGUCUAUAUUUUCUUUAUCAUUUUUUCAUUCUUUUUCCUUUCUUUUACAUUCUUUCUUUCUUUCUUUCUUUCUUUCUUUCUUUCUUUCUUUCUUUCUUUCUUUCUUUCUUUCUUUAUUUCUUUCUUAUCCAAAACUUGAUCAUUUCUUUAAUUUUCUUUCUUUCCCUUCUUUUCGUUCUUUCUUUCUUAUGCAGCAGUCUAUAGUUUUCUUUAUCAUUUUUUCUUUCUUUUCCAUUCUUUCUUUCUUUCCUUUUUCUUUCUUUCCUUUCUUUCUAUUUUCUGCUUCUUUUUCUUUCUUUGUUUCUUUUCUUUCUAUUUUCUUCUUUUUCUUUCUUUCUUUCUUUCUUUCUUUCUAUUUUCUUUCUUUUCCUUUCUUUUACAUUCUUUCUUUCUUUCUAUUUUCUUUCUUUAUUUUCUUUCUAUUUUCUUCUUUUUCUUUCUUUCUGUCUUUCUUUCCUUUCUAUUUUCUUUCUUUUCUUCCUCAUUUUGUUUCUUCUUUCUAA